AUCGUUCGAAAAUCGUGCCGGCUACCUUCUUUCCAUCGCCAUGCUUUUCUUCCUCUGAUCCUCCUGUCCUGUUCUCUCGGGUGUGGCGCUGGAUUUCCCUCCUUGCUCGCCCCUGUCAGCAAUUCAGCCCAUGUCUCCUGAGCACUUGACGUCUCUGUCCCUGCGCCAUGAUUCGGGUCACUCGAACCUUCGCGCUAGCGGCGUUCUUACUCCUAACCUCUGCCUUGGCAGAUGAAGGGCCGUAUUAUGCCUCCGAUUUGUAUGAGAAGGGUCGGAUGGGACAAUGGCCCAUUGAGACCUACCGUUCGACUUCCACUGUAGGUGCAGCCGUCAAUUUCAUGGAAUAUAACCCCCAAUGCAGAGACGACCAAUAUUAUUUCAUCUCUCCCCGCGGGUAUAGCGUCCAUAAGCCCGGGCCGAUGAUCCUAGACCAGGACGGCCAUUUGGUCUGGACAAAACCCCUCGGGCAUACCUACAAUCUUAAUGUCUAUCAAUACAAGGGCCAGGAUUACCUGACGUUCUGGCUGGGCGACGAUAGCAAGGUGGGACACGGGGAGGGGACAUAUUACAUGCUGGACUCGUCCUAUAAAGAGGUUUAUACCCUCGGUGGCGCAAAUGGCCUGGCAGCUGAUCUCCACGAGUUCCAUAUCACCCUCGAUGAGACUGCAGUGUACACAAUCUAUGACGUUCGCCCUGCCGAUAUUCGCCUCGCAGGCGGUCCUGAGAAUGGCUGGAUUUGGGAUGGCACAUUCCAAGAAGUCGAUAUCGAGACGAAUCAACUUCUCUUCGAGUGGCGAGCAUCGGAGCACUUUAGCUUCACCGACGUCUAUCGAGGUCUCGACGAUACGGGUGAUAGCGAGGAACAUCCAUGGGACUUCUUCCACAUCAACAGCGUCGAUAAGGACGCAAAGGGAAAUUUCCUGGUUUCAACCCGCUACGGUAACUGCCUGCUCUACAUCGACGGGCGCACUGGCGAGACUAUCUGGACGCUGGGCGGCAAGCACAACAACUUCACAGAUCUCUCGGGCGGCGCAGCCACCAAUUUCACCUGGCAGCAUCACGCUCGCUUCCGCGACAACGGGACAGCGAUCACCCUUUUCGACAAUUCCUCUCGUGGCAGAGGUGCUCCCUCACUACCGAGCCGAGGCCUCUACCUCGACCUCGAUCAAGAGAAUAUGACUGUCCAAGUCCGACAUGAGUACUGGAAUUCGCACCCUAUACGCAGUCAAUCCCAGGGCUCCGUCCAGAUUCUCGACAGCGGCAACGUCCUCGUCGGCUAUGGCUACAGUGCCGCAUGGACCGAAUUCACCAUAGACGGCGACGUUGUGUGCCACGCGCAUUUUGCACCCGGACGGGAUUUCAGUAGAGGCAAGGUCGUCUCCUUCCGCACGUUCAAACACCCCUGGGUCGGCAACCCCAACACUAGGCCCGACUUCGAGGUAUACAGCUAUCACGCCGCAGUCAGCUGGAACGGCGCCACCGAAGUCACAACCUGGGCCCUGGAAGGCACUGAUAGCAAGAAAUCAACCGACUUCAGCUUCAUCACCGCCGUUCCCAAAGACGGCUUCGAAACCGUCAUUCCCAUCCCUGAAGACACAAAGCACCACUUCCUCCGCGCCCUCGCAUUAAACUCAACCGGUCACACCCUUGCCUCAACCAAGCUUGCAAGAUGGGACCCCUUCGCCGAAGAAGCAGUCGUAGUCAGCGGCGACAGUGAUGAUGACGACGAUGACACCGAACCCUUUUACAAACUCCGCACGUUCUUGUUUGUUCUGAUCGGCUGCUUCUCGGCCGGUGUACUGGCCACCGGUGCAUGGUUCGGAAAACGCCUUCUCGCGUCUCGGAGGGCGAGCCAAAGUCCCAGCGAUAAAGAACGAGGCGUGUUCAAGCCCUUGAGUCGAUUCAGUGUCAGUGAGGAUUCGAAUGAUGCGGACGCGGAAGAUGGCGUGGAGUUUUCCGCCCUAUUAGGAGACAGGAGAAUGAAUUCCCGAUCGGAUUUGGAGACAGGGAAGGGUAUGGACGAGGAUUGUCGAUGAUAACGAGACUUUAGUCUAUCAUGCAAGCAUGCUUAGAGCAUGUCUGCUGUUGGGCGUCUCAAUGUACUAGUAGUAGCAUAUCCUCCGUGCAUAGAUGGCAUUAUUCAGCUUCAGCG
This is a messenger RNA of Aspergillus ibericus CBS 121593, 2152 nucleotides long. Its product is annotated as arylsulfotransferase family protein. The coding region runs from base 168 to 2036 and encodes 622 amino acids. The record is from RefSeq and is a predicted model, not a curated record. NCBI's taxonomy places the organism in Eukaryota, Fungi, Ascomycota, Eurotiomycetes, Eurotiales, Aspergillaceae. The transcript is spliced from 2 exons.